This is a messenger RNA of Microdochium trichocladiopsis, 1570 nucleotides long. RefSeq names its product carbonic anhydrase. Gene Ontology annotation, biological process: cellular response to oxidative stress; cellular response to carbon dioxide. Gene Ontology annotation, molecular function: carbonate dehydratase activity; zinc ion binding. Bases 342 to 1250 code for a protein of 302 amino acids. Lineage: Eukaryota; Fungi; Ascomycota; Sordariomycetes; Xylariales; Microdochiaceae. The record is from RefSeq and is a predicted model, not a curated record. The transcript has a single exon. Gene Ontology annotation, cellular component: cytoplasm.
GAUCCCAACUGCCGGGUGCACCGGGGCCGCCCAAUUGAGGCUAUCGCGACCUAUCGAUUCGCUAGCACGCUGCAGUGCUCCAGCCAGCGCUGCGCGGCGGCCGGCCGGAGCAGGGCCCCCCAACAAAUCGCUGCUUCUUUGUCGCUCCCAAGACUUUCUGUCGCACCUGCCUGCCAUUGUUUGCUCUCCGUGGUCCCCCACGCGCACUGCUCCCCUUUGCAUUUGCUGAGAGCGAGCCGUUCCUGCAGUGUCUGCCCGCGGACAGUAAUCAUCCUCCCACCCCACCGUCACCGUCACUGUCCGUCACACCAGGCCGUAGACCCCAGCUCGUGACCUUCCCAAUGCCUCCCCUCUCCUUCUCCUCCUCCUCCGCAUCCAUCCUCCGCGGCUUCUCUCUCCUCACAUCUGCUUCUCGGCACACCACCUCCAGGUCUCUUGCCUCUGCCCUGCCAGCUGCGCUCCCUCGCUUCAACACACACACAACUGCUCUGCGAUACUGCUCGUCGCACUCCUCCUCUUCCUCUUCCGCCCCGACGCCCUCCACGCCCACAAACACCCGCAGCUACUCGCUCAACGCCGCCAACAUGUCUGGCGAGGACAUUGACAAGUAUCUCAAGCACUCGCACGACAAGGUCUUCGAGUACAACCAGAAAUGGGCCGAGCAGAAGGCCAAGGAUGACCCAGAGUACUUUACGAAGCUCUCGGCCGGCCAGACCCCCGAGUAUCUGUACAUUGGCUGCAGCGACUCCCGCAUUCCCUUUGAGCAGAUCUCAGGCCUCCAGCCCGGCGAGGCCUUCAUCCACCGCAACAUUGCCAACCUGGUCGUCAACGCCGAUCUCAACGUCAUGUCCGUCAUUAACUACGCCGUCCGCCACCUCGAGGUCAAGCACAUUGUCGUCUGUGGCCACUACGGCUGCGGCGGUGUCAAAGCCGCCAUGACACCCAAGGACCUGGGCCUGCUCAACCCCUGGCUGCGCAACAUCCGCGACGUCUACCGCCUCCACGAGAAGGAGCUUGACGACAUUACCGACGAGCCCCAGCGGUACAACCGCCUUGUCGAGCUCUCGGUCCUCGAGCAGUGCCGCAACGUCAUCAAGACCGCUGCCGUCCAGCAGUCGUAUGCAAAGAAGAAGUUCCCCGUCGUCCACGGCUGGGUCUUCAACUUUGAGAACGGCCUCAUCAAGGACCUCAAGAUUGACUUUGAGGGUCUGCUGCACGACAUCCAGAAGAUCUACAACCUUACCGAGUAGGGUGGUCCCAGCGACCUACGGACAAAGGAGAGUCGCGUUAUUGUCGAAUGUAGGAGUAAAAGAUUGUCGAAUGUUGCGUGUUUGGUCGAUCAGGCGUUGAAGGAGAAGGGAAAGGCGUCAGGGGAAAGCAAAGAUAAGCAAGGUAGUUCAAAUAAGCACAAUCCAGGAAGUGGCCAGCAAGGUCACUGUCAUAUAUGUAACCGUUGUCGUUGCAGUCCCCAUUGAACAAGCUAGGAUGGCUGGGUGCUGGUGUGCGUGUGUCCUCGAAGCCACCCAAUGACAGGCGUGCCAGUGUGACGGGGCAGGGAACAUCCCCGGGC